Molecule: messenger RNA, 987 nt
Organism: Leptosia nina
Lineage: Eukaryota; Metazoa; Arthropoda; Insecta; Lepidoptera; Pieridae
Source: the annotation of a GenBank genome assembly
AUGUCUAAAAUAUUCAGAGGAUUGAGGAGGUUCCUUCAAGUCAGGUUACAUCAUAAACUUGUUUACCCUGCUUUAUCAUUUAAAAAAAUACCUCCAGUAAGAGGUACAACUUGUAGUAUUGGAUUUUCUCUACUUACAUUGAUUGGACUGGAGAAAAAACUGAAUGCUGAAGAUGAGUUAAUUUUAAUGAUAAAGCAUUGUAUUCUAUUCAUGCAAAGAUAUGAGUACGGAAAAGCGGAACAGCUACUUCAUGUUGCUUUAAGGCAGGCUCAACAAAUGAAGCAUGAGACAGGUGUUACUUACAUUUAUGAUGUAAUGGCAAACCUUGCACUACAAACAGAACGGCUUGAUCAAGCCAAAAAGUUGUUUGUGGAAGUCGCACAAAGACUAAUAGCCAAUGGUGUUAAUCAAGAAGAUAUAAGAAUUGUUCAAAUUAGCGUUAAGUUAGCAAGAGUGAGCCAUUUACAAAAAGAUUAUACAACAGCACAAUUAGGGUAUGACUGGUGCUUAGAAAGAAUUAGACAAGAGUACACUAAGAGUCCAUCUGAUGAUAACAAAAAGCUUUUAGCAAUGACAGAGGAUUGGUACGGCCGGCUAUUAGUUGAUUGUAGUAAAUACGAUCAUGGCUACAAGUAUAUGGUUAAUGCAUAUAAUAAAAUGAAGGAACUCAAAGACGUAGAUGCUGAACACCUUGUAGUCCAAUUAAAUGACAUAGGUACAGUUUGUGACCAAAUGGGUCAAGUGGAUGAAUGUAUAAACUAUGUUUCACAAGCUAUAGAUUUAGGAAAAACUGUUCCUGACAUGGAAGAUUUUGGUGCAAUUUAUGUCAAUCUUGGAAAAGCCUAUAUUAAAAAGCAAAUGUUAGAUACAGCACGGCGUUAUUGUGGGCAAGGUCUAAAGAUGGGGAUAUUGAGUAAAAAUAAUGAUAUUAAGGAAGAAGCUGAGAAAUGUAUAAGUGAAAUUAAAAAUUUUCUGCCUAACACAUAG